AAACAAUAUUUUUAUUAAAAAAGUUAAAAAGAUACAAAAAAUUAUAAUUAAAUAUUAUUCAAGAAAAAAACAUUUAUAUAAAUAUAUUUUCUAAAUUAGUUCUAAGAUAUGAGUGUUUUAAAAAAUUUAACACGAAAUGUUUAGAACACGGGAUUAUACUUAUGAGAGAGUGGCUCGAGAAUGGGCUUCGAGAUAGGUCGAAUGAGUUCUGAAAAUAGCUUCUUUUUUUUUAAUUCAAGUCUAGUCUGGAUGACAUGACAUCUUGGUUGGUUGACAAUAUUUUAUCCAUGUGACAUGACUUAGAAAAGAGGAAUUUAGUCCAUUUUAUAUAGUAGGAUAAACUGAUAUUACAUUUAUAUAAUUAAAUCUUGGUUUACGUUCUUUAGACCUUUUUCCACGCUCCUUUUAAGAUCUUAGCUUCCCACGAGAAGUGAUCGAGUCCGUGAUUGAUGACUAUCCUUGGAAUUAUUUUCAUAUCCAUAAAGUUGUCCUGUUAUGGCAUAGAUUAAGAGUCGUUAGCACUUAGCAGACACAAUAAUAAUGAAACUGAUAAGUAAAUAUAAAAUAGUGAUAAGUUAGCUCAAUCAAAAAUAUUUAAAAAUAUGUUUUUAAUGUGAAAAAUGUAUUGACGCGGGUACAAGGUUGCGACUUGCGGGUCGAUUUGGCGUGUAGUAAAAAUAGUGUAACCCGUGAAUCUGCUCCUUUAAUUUAAGAUUUUUUUUUUUGUUUUGUCUUUUCAAAUGAGAGUGUGAUAAUGUCACGUAUAGGAAGAAUGAACCGUAUAUGAGUGGGAAUUAUAUUGUAUAUAUACAAUGAUCACAAUUCACGUACAUGGAUCGCAUGUGAGCAGACCAUUGUUAAUUUGUGCUGAAACCAAGGGCCAGAAUAUAAGUUAUUAAUCAAAUCCAAAAUUGUCGAGAUUAACUUCAUUUCCAAAUCAGCGUGAUGAAGACAGCCCAUCCAAAGCAAAGAACUAAAGCCGAAUCAAGUUUCAUUCGAAGUAGAAUAUACCAAGCUUUGUUCUAAUAAGAUGUUUCAAUUAGUUGAACCAGCUCUAGCGGAAUUGGUAUCUGAAGAUGUUGAAAUUCCCCUUUAUCUUUAUAUGAGCUAACAAAAAGGCAGUUUUCUUUUUUUUUUUUUUUUUAACAUAAGAGAAACCAAAAGAAAAGAAACAAGAUCAAAUUUGCUUAGAAGCAUAAGAGAAGACAAGUGAAAGUCAAAGACAAUAUGAAAGGAUCCAAUUCCUACUACCAUCAAUCCAUCCACAAUCAAAUGUAAGAAAUUUAAGUUACACACUGCAUCAAUUCAUUAUAUUUUGAAAACCUCUUUGAUUUUUUGUCUUUGUAAAUUUUGUACUCAAAUCACUUUGUAAUAAACUAGAUUGUUGCUUUCAUUAUGUUUUGAUUUUCUAAGUUUGAAAAUUCAGCCAAAGGUCAUUGCAUAAAAAUCAUUAUAUAAGGUCCAUUUGUAACCAUGUAGAUUUUUACAUAAUCAAAUUAACUUUUUAUCGUUCUUUUUUUGAAAAAGAAAUUAAAUUGUUUUCUUCAACUUGAGUUCUCUGACAAACUUGAAUUCAUACGUAUACUUAAUUGGGACAUUACUACCUUGACUAGAAAAACUAACGUUUUAUUAAAAAUCUUUCACAACUUGCGUGAUAUACAACAAUAUAUCCACCCAUCAUCCUCAAUGCUUCCAAAAAAAUCCAGCUCAAUUUGUUAGAGAAGCUCGGCCAUUUUGAACCACUCAUCAAAUAGAGCAACCAACAUUUUAUUCCAUCAAUUCUACAUGCCUUGAGACAGUCUUAUGUUCAUAUCUUUCACAUAUUGCAUUUACCAUAAUAAUUCGAUGUCAUUUAUUUCACAUAUUAAAUAUAAUAAUUUUACGUGUUUAAAUGAAAUUGCUCCAAUAAUGACAAGAAUCAAAUCUAUUAACGAUUUUUUUUUUACAUAAUCAAUUAGAUAUGAGCAUUCACGUAUACGUUCGGAUACAUAUUGAUUUUUAUGGGAAUCGAGUUUUUGGAUUUUAAAUUAAACUAUAUUUGGAUAUUACAAAAUUUUCGGACAUUGUUCAAUUUGGAUACUUUCGGUCCGGGUAAGUUUGUAUGACACUAAAAAUAUCUAAAUAACAUAUAUGCUUAAAAAUCUAUACUAUAUUAAAAGGGAUAUAUGAGGAGUAGGGAGGGUGUCCACGUCAGACAAAAAAAUCAACCAAUCAGGUUGCAAUGUUUUGCCACGUAAGCUCUUUGUUGCCCGUGUUAUUCUUUGGCGUUUUCGUUUGGGCUUUGCGUUUUUCUCCUUUGAUCUGCUGUGUAUACGUUUGGGCCAUGGAGCCCAUCAGACUUUAGAGACGGAAAUCUGAUACCUAGCCGAGUAUGUAUGCUGAGAUCUCGCCCUUUCUCAUUUCUUCAAACCCUAACUCUUCGACAUCCCCUUUGCUCUUCCUCUUAUUUGUUCCGUUUCACGUCUGAUUCUCCAGUGCUGCCAUGAUCACGGAGUCAACUUCUUCGACAACGCCGAGGUUUACGCCAAUGGCCGAGCUGAGAAGAUCAUGGGUCUGGCGAUUCGCGAGCUGGACUGGCGGAGAUCCGACAUCGUGGUCUCCACCAAGAUCUUCUGGGGUGGUCCUGGUCCUAACGAUAAAGGUUUCUCGAGGAAACAUAUCAUCGAAGGAACCAAAGCUUCUCUCAAAAGACUCGAUAUGGACUAUGUAGAUGUCCUCUAUUGCCACAGCUUCAACAGUUUCGUCAAAAGAAGGCUGACAAAAACACUGAUCAUAAAAAGGACCCCAAGGGCAGUACAAGCCAAGGAAAUCCUCCAAAAAAUCUGGUAAGAAGCAUGAGCCUAAACCUGACACUGGUGGUGUCAGUGACGAGGCAGAAGCUCCGUCUGAUGUGGCUGUAGGAGGAGCUUCAUCUCAUGUGAAUAUUGGUGAGGAGGUUGUUGAUCCUCCACCGACUUCUGUAAAUGCAGCAGCUAACAGUGAUGUUUCAGUUGACACGCUUCAGCCAGGAAACACCACAGCAACUUCUGAUAGUGGAGAUGAACCGAGAAAAAAAGUUGCGAAUUCCGAAAAUGAUAUCAGCGUAGCAUUGUCCACGGAAGAAGAGAAUGUGAAGAGUAUCGACAUUGGAGCGGCUGGCGCAGUAGAUUCUUUGACGUCUGACCCUGCAGAUACCGAGAAGGGAGUUACACAUGACGAUGCAGAGGAGUCCCUUCUGGCCGUACGAUCUGAGUUACAAAAGAGAUCUAAUGAACUUGAACAAUCAGAACAGAGGUUAUUAUCUACUAGAGAGAAGCUUAGCAUAGCUGUUGUCACGUGUUAGCUCUGUUUGUUCUCAUAUGCAUUUUAAGACUCAGAGACAGAGAGAGCAUUAUCUGUUGUGUUUUAGUUUUUGUUGUUUCCACUUUAUAAAUACAAGUAUAAUGUUUUUGAAACUUAAAAGUUGGCUUUUAUAGUUGUUGUCAAGAGGUCAGUAGUAAUGUAGUAUAUUGAAAAGCUCAUUUAAACGAUUGUUAACUGUGUUAAAAAAACAGUUGUUAAUUAUCAUACAAGUUUUUAUUUUAUAAAAACAGAGGAAGUGAAGAUAUACUAAUUUAAAGAUUUGAUGAAAAGUAUAUAAUGCUGAUCGUGCACAUCAUAAUGUCAGCACCAUCCUAAGUCUAAUGUUUAGUCUACCUGUUGGCAAUUGUUUAGUUCCAAUUAUUUAGUUUCUUCUUAAAACAUACAUGCACGUACAUUUCUGAUUUUUUUGUUUGAAAAGACAUUUCUGAUUUUUUUUACAUAGAUAUCCUAUACAACUUCGAUUUUCUUUUGGGGUAAGAUUCAUUUUUCACCGUCAUUUUAAACUAAUUUUGGAUAUUCUAUUUUAUUUAGUUAAAUCAGAAAACAAUUUUUUUUAGAAUUGUCUAAAGAAAGUAAGAAAUAGAGAAAAACGUUCCUAGGCAAUUUUAUGAAUUUACUAUUUGAGAAAACAAAAGAAGUAAAUCCGGAUUUAUAAUUAUUAGUAGAUAGAUCAUCUCAAGAGUACAAGUGAAACGAAUAAAAUCAAAAAAAUUAUUAAUAAUCUUAAUUGAAAAAAAUAAUAAUUAGAGAAUUUUCGAAAGGAGAGUUAGUUAUUGGAAUUUGUCUUUCACCAUCCACCCGCGUUUAUUUUUGAGAACGCUUCUCAGCGUCUCUCUCCUCUCAUCCCAAAAAAGUCUAAAGGUAAGUGUUUUAUAUUUAACAUAUUGUUCAUACAAUUAUUUUUAAAUAUUCAGGUGCAUGAAAAUUGGAACUCGCUUCUUCACUAGCAACCAAAUUUUACUUUGACAGCUCAGUCAAAUACAUCAAACAUUUUAAAGAACGAAUACCAUAUUAACUACAGAAUUAGCUGAGAUACAAAGAAACUCCAACACAACCAAAGUUAUAGAGUGAAAAAAAGACUGCACCCUGUUUCUAUUCUUUUUCUUAUGUCCUACCAAGUAUUACAUUUUGUUUGACUCGACUGUAAUAAAAGAAACAAAAUAUUUUUCCAUCUGUCUUUUUCCUUUAAACUAAUUUAUUAUUUUCUAUUUUUUGACAAUUUUAUCUAUCCACCUAUGGAAAAAAUUAUAUAAAAUGUCAACAUCCAAAUCAAAACAUAAUUGGACUUAGCAAAUAAAUUCUUAAUAUUAGUAAAAGAGGCUAUCGAAUAAUAUAUUCAAACUCAUUUUCCGCGCGUAGCGCGGACAAAGACUCUAGUGUUAUUAAUGAAUUUAUAAAAAUGAAAAAAAUCAAUCCCCACGGGCGUGCGGUUUAAACCCUAGUAUGUUUUAAAAUAGAGUUUCAACAGUGAAGAUAUCAGAGAAGAAGUGAGGUCCUUAAGACACGAGUUAUGCUUUUAAUUGCCUCGAGGAGAACAAGAACCAAGAACAACUAACCCAUCUCGAAUGUUUGUGUUAGAAUACAGGAAAAAAUUUGUUCACAACAACAAACCGGAUCGAUACCAAGGUAAGUUUGGAUUCAUGUCAAUGAACGAUCAGCCUCAAAUCCUUUGGACGAUGAUUUUCCGCUAUCAUAAGAUGAACUAGAUCACCCCUAUCAACUAAAAAGUAUAAAGGAGAUUUUUUUCCACAAGCUGAACAUAGAGAGGAAGAAGAUAAUAAAUAUAAACCAUCACCUUGAGAAAAAUAUAUCCACAUCAACCUAACAACUCCACAUUUCAAAAGAAAAUGUCCAUCCAUAAGCAUACUUCGAUUGAAAUAGAGGAUGGACCACAUCUUUGUUUACUACAAAAUUCUUUGACCAAAGGAGUUGCACUAACUACAUCCCAUCUUAAAAGGAUAGAAUGAUCCUAGACCAAAAUAGAAACCUUUUGCGAGCCAUUGAAUCUUGUAUUGAUAUGAAACACUAGGCCUGGGCGUAUUAUACUGAACCCGAAGCCCACACCCUAGUCCGAACCGAACUCGUGGGUCCGGAUCGGUAACGGAUCCGUUAAAAAUACCGAAUGGGUUUUAAGGCCCAACAUUUUGGACUACGGAUCGGGACCGGUUGUAAACCGAUAUCCAUAGUAGGUAACCGUUUAAACCGAGCAUUUAUAACAUGUCGCGUAUAUACAUACAUUCAUAAUACACUUACACAUAUAUUGAGAAUUUCUUCGGUUCCUGGACUUGUUUACGGCGAGUGCGACGAACCCUAGUUACGAAAAAGCAACCUCGAUUCUUGAUUUUCAUCAUUAAGCCGCUCAAACUGGCUACUAUAAAUCACCUCUCCUCUCCAUCUCAUGCUUCAUCAGACCAUUCGAGGAUCAAAUCAGAGGUAUUGUCCCUCCCUUUCUUCUACUCUUGUUCUUCUUUGUUACGAGUAGGCUAGUUACGAGUUUAUGUGAUUGAACUUAGUGGAGUUAAAUUAGUUUAGGAUACGGUUUGGUUUGUGGAACUGAUUCUGUUUGAAGUUUGGAUCUAUUAGAGUUGUUGUAACAAAGUUUAGAACUCAGACUGAUUUUUUGUCUGUUUCAUUAAUUUUAUUUUGCAGAUGGACUCAACAUCAACUCUUGGCCGAGAAAGCAGUAACAAAGAUGAUGAAGGAGAAACUCAAACACCGACUAGUGUGGGCAAGAGGAAAGAAACUCCGCCAACCAGUGGAGCAUCAUCUCAACCGAUCAAAGUGAAGCGUCUCCUCCCGACAAGAUCAGAUGUUUGGGAACAUUACACAAGAACUCCAGAAGAUCGAGAUAGGUGUAUAUGCAAUCACUGCCAGAACUCAUUCUCGUGUCUCACCUCCUCAAGAACAUCAAAUCUGAAGAAACAUCUUGAAGUAUGCAAGAACCAUCAUGCUUGGUUAGCUGGACAGAAAAAUAAGCAGCCCGUUAUUGAUGAUGAGGGGAAACUUAAGAAGGCAAAGGUGACUGAAGCUCAGUUUAGAGAAGCUACCAAUCAAAUGCUGGUAAUAGGGCAAUUGCCUUUAUCAUUUGUUGAGAGUGCAGCAUGGAAACAUUUCGUAGAGAAGGUAAAUUCCCUGCUUCUCUAAUCUUUAUGUUUUUUUUCUGUUAUCAUUUGUUGUAACUAAUAUAAUAUGUUUCCUGUUUGUAGACAACCUUGUUCACUCCUCUUUCAAGAAGAACCGCACGUAAAGACAUUGUGAAGAUGUAUGUGGCAAGGAAAGAAGCACUCAAGAAAUGGUUCAUAUCUAGCCAGCAACGAGUAUCUCUGACUACAGAUAUUUGGGUUUCCCAAACAACAGGUUAGCUAUAAUCUUUUAAUCACUACGACAUGUUAUUUGUUAUCUGAAACUGACAUAUUAUUUUUUGUAAAUUUUAUUUAGGUGCGAGUUAUAUGGUUGUGACAGUGCACUUCAUUGAUUCUUCUUGGCGUUUGAAGAAGCUGAUCAUAGGAUUCAAACAUAUCAUGGAUCACAAAGGUCAGACUAUAUCAACUGUUCUUCUCGACUGUUUGUCUGAAUGGGGAAUAGAUAAGGUUUUCUGCGUAACAGUAGAUAACGCUACUGCCAAUAGUUCUGCUUUGAGGAAGUUUCAGACUACUUAUGCUAUGGUUUCAGAUGAGGCUUUUGUUUUAGAUGGAGAGUUUUUACACAUGCGUUGUAGUGCUCAUAUCAUUAACUUGAUAGUUAGAGAUGGAAUGGCUGAAAUAGAUCAGAAUGUGGUGGCCAUCCGUAAUGCGAUCUCCUACGUUAGAUCACACACUAACAGAUUGAGGUCUUUUGAGCUGAAAGUUGAUGCCGGUAAGAUUACAAGAGGAAGCUUGCCAUUGGAUGUGAAGACAAGGUGGAAUUCAACCUAUCUAAUGUUGACAACAGCUCAGAAGUUCAAGGUGGCUUUCAAUAGGAUGGAGACAGAAGACAAGCUCUACAAUGAUCACUUCUAUGAGCUUGAUAAUGGAGUCAAAAGGACAGGACCUCCUCAGCCAAGGGAUUGGAAUGCGGUUGAUAAGCUGUGUCGGUUUCUCAUGAUUUUCUACAACUCGACGUUGGUGGUUUCAGCUUCAACUUCACUCAACUCGCAUAAGUGCUAUGGUGAGAUAGUGACUAUCGCGACCAAUCUCAGAAGUCUCUCUACCAGCCAUGAUCCUGAUUUGAAGUCAAAGGCAACAGAGAUGCUGAAGAAGUUUGACAAAUACUGGGAUGGUGUGAAGAACAUUAACAAGAUGUUAAUUGUGGCUACUGUGUUCGAUCCAAACAAUAAGUUGGAGCUUGCAAAGAUGUGUUUUGAGGAGUUAUAUGGGCUGAAUAGCAUUGAUUAUAAUGACAUGUUGGAGUCGUUGAUCACUCUGUUGAGAAGUUUGUACAAGGAGUACAGUGCAAGACAUGGAGGCGGUUUACAUCCAAAUGAUCAGGCAUCUCAGUCAUCCGAGCAAGUUCAGACUCAGAGUAGGAACCAGAGUAUUGAGAGGAUGUAGCUUGUUGAUGAUUAUGUGGGUUACAAGAGGAUGGAUGUUAGGUACAAGCAGAAAUUAAGCGAAAUGGGAGUUAGAGAAAAGAAGGAUGAGUUGGAAACUUACCUCAGAGAAUCUGUGGAAACCCCUGAUCUGAUGCUUGGAGUGGAGUACGAUGUACUCUCAUGGUGGAGAAAGAACACGUCUAAGUUCCCUAUCUUGUCUGAGAUUGCCCGAGAUGUGUUAGCCUUACAGGUUUCUUCAGUUGCUUCGGAGAGUGCAUUUAGCACUAGUGGAAGGCUUCUUGAACCACAUAGGAGUUGUCUUACACAUUACAUGGUUGAGGUUCUAAUGUGUACUGAGCAGUGGCUGAAGCAAGACAUCAAGAUGGAGUCAAGAGUGCUUUCAAAUGCGCAGAUACUUGCUGAUCUUGAAGACAUGGACAAGCUUGAAAGAGGUAAUAUCAAGAAUUUCUAUCUUUAAUUCUUGUACUACUUUGACUGUGUAAUAAUGGUUUUUACUCUCUUUUCAGAGUUUGGGGACAACACAAUUCCAGAAGAUGACAAUGCCAUGGCGUGAAGCAUGAGAAGAGAAGUUCAUGAAGCAUGAGAGGAGAAGUUCAUGGCUUUCAUCCGUUGAAGAAUCUUGUUUUAGUUUGCUAUCUGUUUCUUGUUUUAAGUUUGCUUUCUGUUUCUUAUUGAACUUAUGCUAUCUAUUUUCAGUUUGGUGUGUUUCAAGUUGAACUUAUGUUAUGCUAUGAUAGCUUUGCUAUCCAUUUUGCUUUCAAUGAAAAAUUUUCGGAUACGUAUGGGUUUUAUCGGUUAUCUUUGGUUAUAUAUAGUUUAUUUCGGUUCUUUGGUUAUUUUUUUUUAGGUUAUCUUUGGUUAAAAUUCGAAACCGAAUCGAUUUUAAUACGGUUUCGGGUUUAAGCGGAUUUUGAAUUAUAAAACCGUACCGAUCCGAACCCGGUUAGUUCCGAACCGGUCCCGUACCAAAAUUCUACAAUAACCGAAUGGGACUUAUAUGCUAAGAUCCGAAAAACCGAAAAACCGAUUAGACCGAACCGAACCCGAAUGGGGGACCGAAGGCCCAGGCCUAUGAAACACCAUAUGAGGCAUAUAUAUACACUAAUCUUCAUUUCCAUGGAGAUUUACAAAACCAUUGUAUACUCUUAGACAACAAAACAUGGCCAUGGAGGAGUAUUUUGAAGAGUGAAUGUUUGAGAUACCUACUAGAACUUAAAUGAUUAUGAAAAUUUAUAAUGACACAAUUUAUUGACGAACAAUAAGAAAAAAUUAACCGUAAGGUAGAGUGACAAGUCUAUCAAUACUUCAAAGACCCUCUGCACUUAUCCAUUCAAGCGGAGAAACAUAUCGAAAAUUCGACCAAUACAUAUUUAUCCCAAGAUACUUGGCACCAUACAUAAAGAAGCCAUGGACAAAAGAAAAAGCAUAUAUACCACUAUGUUAGGCGAAGCUAAGACAAUGGUGGAAAUCAUGCUUGACAACCAUAUCCACAAAGAAUUGCAGCCAUAGCCGAUCUUCAGAAUUAAUAGAUUAGAUGCAAAAAAAUAAAUAAUGUGGUCACUUUUGAGAGAA
Messenger RNA from Brassica rapa (field mustard), 9445 nucleotides. Its product is annotated as zinc finger BED domain-containing protein RICESLEEPER 2-like. Lineage: Eukaryota; Viridiplantae; Streptophyta; Magnoliopsida; Brassicales; Brassicaceae. Gene Ontology annotation, molecular function: DNA binding. The record is from RefSeq and is a predicted model, not a curated record.